AUGAAACAGUUGAUUUAUGUCUGGCUUCUGUGUCACUUCGUUACUGUCCGAUCGAAAAACGUAGAUCUCAACAAUCUGAAAAACCGUGUUAAGGAACUGUUCUAUCAUGCGUACGAUGGUUAUAUGAGAUACGCCUAUCCCCUGGAUGAGUUGCGCCCGUUGACGUGCGAUGGUCACAAUACAUGGGGCAGUUUUUCCCUGACCCUAGUUGAUGCACUGGAUACUCUGGCCAUAGUAGGAAAUUGGAGCGAGUUUCGUCGAGCGGGCCAGAUGUUAUUGGAUCAUUUGGAUACCAGUAGAAAUGUUAAUGUGUCGGUGUUUGAAACAAAUAUUCGAGUGAUUGGUGGCUUACUAUCUGCUCACUUGCUGUCUCGACGUGCGGGCUUUCGAGUUGAACCUUCUUGGCCCUGCUCAGGGCCUUUACUGCGACAAGCCGAAGUAUUAGCCAACAAACUACUUCCUGCAUUUGAUACACCCACAGGAAUGCCUUAUGGUACAGUCAAUCUGGCUACCAAUGGUGUGCCUCCCAAAGAAACUCCGGUAACUUGUGCUGCUGGAGAUCCAAGAUUCGAAAAAGUGGCAAUGAAUGCUUUACGUAGCAUUUGGAAGUACAGGUCCGCAUUGGGACUGCUGGGAAAUCAUAUUGAUGUUCAAACGGGCCGCUGGACUGCCACGGAGUCAACCAUUGGUGCUGGUGUGGAUUCAUUGUUCGAAUAUUUGGUCAAGGGUGCCGCUUUGUUUCGGCUACCCGAGCUGGAUGCCAUGUUUCGUGGUCCCUGGAUGCUAUGUAUUAAGGAUCUGUCCAAUUCUGAGUGCGGAUACUCAGUAAUCCCAGAACUUCAAGUGGUUCAGAUGCAAGUUUCGGUGCAUAGUCGCUACACAACUCUAAAAUAUAAGCGCUCAAUCGACGCUUAUCUACGGCAUAACGACUGGCAUCUUUUGGUGAACAAAGACAGUGGACGGGUGACGAAACCCAUCUUUCAAGGUUUGGAUGCGUUCUGGCCUGCUGUUCUGAGUCUUACCGGCGACCUUGACGGGGCAUUGAGGCAUGUGACAGCUUAUCAUGAAGUGUGGAAGCAAUACGGUUUCAUUCCGGAAUCUUACAAUGUAGUCACUCGUGAGGCUGUCGUAAAACAAGAAAGUUAUCAUCUACGACCUGAGUUUAUCGAAUCUGUCUACUACCUCUACCGCGCAACCAAGGACCCGUUAUUCAUCCAAAUGGGGGUAGAUGUGCUUACUUCCAUCGAACUCGUGACGAAGACUCGAUGUGGAUUUGCGACGGUAGUAAAUGUCACCACGCACGAAUUGGACAACCGAAUGGAAUCCUUCUUCCUAUCAGAGACCACCAAAUAUCUAUAUUUGUUGUUUGACGAGGAUAACUUCAUCAAUGAAUUGCCCGGCGACCGACCAGUCUCACGACCGCACAUCUCUCCUUCCGGCAAUCAGUGUUAUCCAGAACUGGGCGGUUAUAUAUUCAACACGGAAGCUCAUCCAAUCGACCCAGGUGCCUUAAACUGCUGUUUCGCCAACAAUCUGGACGAUUCGCUGUCUUCUGUGGAGGACCCUCUAGCGGAGGAGAGUCUUGCAAUCCCAACUCCGGACUUAAUGGAAGAACUUGAGGCGCUGAGAAUUAAGGAAAAUGAAUUCAAUCCACUGGACCAGUUGUUGGCUCUGAUCGACUCAGCUUCUCAGGGUUCAUCGCACACAGAUCCGGAUCAGUCUGGAGAAUCGAUCUACUCUUAUACUGAUGAAAAUCCAGCUGAACGUGAUCUGUACGAACCUUGGACUGAAUUACGUGACAUGGUACUUAGCGUAAUUUCAUCGCCCCCACCAACAGCUAUUCCUUCGAACCGAAGCUUUGAAGUACCCGUAUUCGAUGAUCUUCACUCCAUUCGACCUCAACUAUUAACCUGUCCAUCUCCGCCUUUCCACCAGCGGUACACGAUCGGUGGUCAGUUAGUCAAUUUCGCAAACUGAGUCGCAAGGGCACGCGAAAACUAGCCCCACGCAUAACUUAUUUGCACUGUGAUAUUCAUUACUUUAUAUUUGUUGCCGUUUGCUAGAACAAUGAGUACAACUUUUUAUGGAUUACAA
Opisthorchis viverrini is the source of this 2094-nucleotide messenger RNA. RefSeq lists its product as hypothetical. Gene Ontology annotation, biological process: endoplasmic reticulum mannose trimming; carbohydrate metabolic process; mannose trimming involved in glycoprotein ERAD pathway. The transcript is spliced from 9 exons. Gene Ontology annotation, cellular component: membrane; endoplasmic reticulum. Bases 1 to 1977 code for a protein of 658 amino acids. Gene Ontology annotation, molecular function: calcium ion binding; mannosyl-oligosaccharide 1,2-alpha-mannosidase activity. NCBI's taxonomy places the organism in Eukaryota, Metazoa, Platyhelminthes, Trematoda, Opisthorchiida, Opisthorchiidae. The record is from RefSeq and is a predicted model, not a curated record.